AUGGCAACCGCCGAGAAGACAAAGGAGAAGCAGAAGCAGUUCCAAGUGCCCGAAUACGACUCGGAAGAGGACUAUGACAGUGCAGACGACGUGGAGUACUCCGAUGAGGAAGAAGAUGUUGCUCCCAAGAAGAAACAGCAGCUUCAGCGUCGGCGUCUACAGCCUCAAGAAGCAGACGACUACUCCGAUGAUGACCAGUACGAUUCGGAAGAGUUCGACGACGAAGAGGAUUACUCCGACGACAACGACGACGAUGACGAGAUUGUGCAGGGCAAGUCCAUGCAGCCGUGGUCCCAGGGCUCGUCGGGCGAGAAACCCAGCGGCGGCAUGAACAUGGCUCCGCAAGAAAAGACCGGCGAUGCGUUUGCCGACCAGGAUGGCAUGAAGUUGAAGCUCGAACUGAAUCUUGAGAUCGAAAUCGAGCUCAAGGCUCGCAUUCACGGCGAUUUGACCAUCGCACUGAUGUAA
Molecule: messenger RNA, 468 nt
Organism: Penicillium diatomitis
Lineage: Eukaryota; Fungi; Ascomycota; Eurotiomycetes; Eurotiales; Aspergillaceae
Exons: 1
Coding region: 1-468 (155 amino acids)
Source: RefSeq, a predicted model, not a curated record